Messenger RNA from Suhomyces tanzawaensis NRRL Y-17324, 309 nucleotides. RefSeq names its product Pet100p (gene PET100). Gene Ontology annotation, cellular component: mitochondrion; mitochondrial inner membrane. The coding region runs from base 1 to 309 and encodes 102 amino acids. Gene Ontology annotation, biological process: mitochondrial respiratory chain complex IV assembly. The record is from RefSeq and is a predicted model, not a curated record. NCBI's taxonomy places the organism in Eukaryota, Fungi, Ascomycota, Pichiomycetes, Serinales, Debaryomycetaceae. The transcript is spliced from 2 exons.
AUGCAGCAAGGGUUUUAUAGAAAAUUCAUUGGUGGAAUCACCAGAACUCAGUUGGAGACCGGAAAGUUCGGUUUCUACCUUUUGACACCUAUUUGUAUCAUGUACUACGUCGGUUUAGAUACCGACAGAAAGUUCAACUUGCCUGGAUUCUGGCCUGAUCCAGCAACCUUGAAUCAAAUACCGAAGGAACCUCACGAAAUCCAGGCGGAAAUUGCCAGAAUCAGGAGGGCCAGAUUAGAGAAGAGAAAGAGGUUGGAAGAGAGAGCCAGAGAGUUGGGUAUUGAAGAGGAGGAGGAAGUCACCCAAUAG